GUAGUGCAUGUGAUCACGGUUUGUCAAUUAAUUGUUAAUCUCAAAAUCAAACGAAGUGGUUGAUAGUGAGAAUGAGAAUGUGCUUAGAAAUUAUUUGGAAAAUAAAGUAUGAACGAAAGUGACAGAAAGGAGAGUGGUUUGUGUUCAAACGUGUUCACUAAAGGCCAAUUUCUAAUUAGAAAAUUAUGAUUAAUAAUGAACAUUUUUUACGUGUUCUAAAACAAAAUGCUUUAGUCUUUUGGUUAUUUCGUUUAUGUGUAUUCGAUUAACUUGGAAACCCGCAGUUUUCCAUCGACUGUAAAGCUCAAAGUUUCUUUAUUUCCGUAUACCUACCAAGUUAAAACAUAAUACUGCUCAUAACAACUCGCAUACAGAUAUCAUCGUUAAAGAUUAAUUUCCGGCAACGAGUUUGAAAGAGAACACAAACGCGACACAUUUAAUUCAAUCAAUGUUGAAAUUGGAAAACCAAGCCAACUAAAUCUAAAACCGGAAAACUAAAUUUGCUACGCAAAUAUUGUAAUUACUUGUGACCGUGAAAUUCUCUGCGAAAAAAAAAACAUUUAAAACAGAUCGCACAGUACAUAUAAAUAUAUAGUAUAUAUAUUCCUAUUAAAAAUUUAAUCAUCAUGACACACUGGGAGGAUUUUUAUAAUACACAUUUACCGCCAACCGAUUUCGAGGAUAAUCGUUCAUUAUUGAAAGAAUUUUGUGAACGUCACAAUAAAUUGCAAAACCGUAUCGUCCUUGUAACGUCAGGUGGGACCACAGUACCUCUGGAGCACAAUACCGUACGCUUUGUAGAUAAUUUUAGUGCGGGAACACGUGGCUCAGCAUCUGCUGAAUAUUUUCUCGAUCAUGACUACGCCGUAAUAUUUAUGUAUCGCGUCAAGUCGCUAGAACCGUUUACACGACACCUUACCGGCCAACAAUUUUUUGAUAUGCUCGACAUUACCGACAAUGGGCAAAGUACAUCGAUUACAGUUAAACCGGAUUCCGUUGAUGUAUUCGCACCGAUAUUAGCCAAAUAUAAACAAGCUCGCGAAUCCCAAAUGAUUUUGUAUGUUAACUUUAACACGGUGGCGGAUUAUUUGUGGCUAUUACGUGCCGCUUGUGAAUGUCUAGCGGCGUUCGAGGAGAGAGCGUUGUUAUAUUUAGCAGCGGCAGUAUCAGAUUUCUACGUUCCUCAGGAUAUGAUGCCUACUCACAAAAUACAGUCCGGUCAAGGUGCACCGACAAUCUCGCUGCAGUUGGUGCCAAAAAUGCUUGCGCCAUUGGCAAGCCUCUGGGUGCCACAUGCAUUCGUUGUCUCAUUCAAGCUGGAAACAGACGAGAAUUUAUUGAUUACCAAGGCGCGCGAUAGUCUCUUCAAGUACAAUCAUAAGAUGGUCAUUGCGAAUAUUCUACAAACACGUAAACAUCGCGUCGUUUUCGUUUCGCCAACCAUGUCGUACGAAGUGCAUCUGAGCAGAGAGCAGGCGCUGCAAGGACUCGAAAUUGAGGAGCCGAUUGUUGCCGAUCUCGUGAAAAGGCACAGUGAAUACAUAAACGGAGCAUCAACGAAUCGACAAUGACCACAGUCGGUGCGGCAAAGACGUCACAUGCAGGUCGACUGUCGCGUGACAACACCACAUUUUUGUCGUCUAUUGAAUCCAGGACCAGGCGUCGGCCGUAAAUAUUAAUUUAAGGUAAAUGUGUGUGUACAACAUCGCUAUAAGCUAUAGCCAAUAUACAUAUAUAAAUACAUAUGUAUAUAAGUGGGGGAAAGUUAUUGGAAAAGCAACAGAGGCAAUAGCAUCGAUUGAAGGAUAUAUCACAAUUAGUUUAUAAAAAUAACAUAAGAAAUAUUAAAGUACAUAUAUAGUUUUUAUACAAUAAGAAUGCAACAGAGAAAUAAUAUACGAUUAAUAGUAACUUUCAUAUUUUUUACAUACAUCUGUAGUAUACAUAUAUAAUAUACAACCCAUAUCUGACGCCCUAAAAUACCUCCUAUAACCAUACAUAACGAACAAUAUAUUGAAACAUUAGUAAUUUUGGUUGGCUAAAAAUGUUCAAAUUUCGAAUAUGUGAGCUUUAAAUCUCGGCAUAGAAUAUAGAGCGAGUAUAUACCAUUUGUUCCAUCUUUUAUUACACUGUAUCUUUCUUGAAAGCACUUAGUUAUAUAUCUCGUAAUCAGUUUUAUAUAUUCUUUGUAAUACCAUAGAUCAUUAGAGAUUGCAGAUGCAGAUUUCUUAUGGGCACAGUGCUUAAGAGGAAAUCUUGAAACGGCUGUUAUAGUGCUCCUUACUCCUUGAGACAAUAGCUCCAAAAAAAUAGUGUGCUCCGCCAAAACAUGGUUGAGUUAUUCCGGGAUACAUUCAGCGCAGCUUAACCAGUUUUCCCAUACCUAUUAUAUGAUUACUAUAUGUCCUAACAAAUAUGUUUCCAUUUAUUUCCAUAUAUACUUAUGUAUGUACAUUCGCUGUUUUGGCCCGCCACAAGUCGGCAUCUUUUCUGUUUUUGUCUUUUUGAAUAACUCCUUCCGAAUAGUUACUUCCUUUGCCUGAGUAUUCGUUGUUCCUUUUGAAAGCACUCUUAUGGAUACUUGUGACACGCUGCAUUGUCUUGGUGAAACAGCACUCUUAUGGAGACCUUCAAACUCUGCUGAUCUUGGUUUUCUCUUAUGGAUAUUAAAUGAAAUUCUCGCUCAGAAGUAGUUCCCGCAUAAUUUCUAUCUUCUUGUUGCUCAAACUACUAAUUAUUAAGAAAACCAAAUAUAGGUUUCUCUCUGGCUUCUCUUGGUUCCGCUUAGUCUUCUACCAAGUCAUUCUAAUCCCCAUCUAUUUUUUCUUAACUUUAUUUCGAAAACCCGAUUAAAUUUAUAUCGUCACAAACAAAAACAAAAAAAAAAAAACAAAAAUGAAAGCGAUCAUACAUAUUUACACUUAGUAUACACGUAGAAAAAGAAGAUCAAAACUGUAACAAAUCAGUGUAAUUUUAUUUAUUAAAACAAAAGUGUUGAAAUAAGACUA
Molecule: messenger RNA, 3008 nt
Organism: Bactrocera neohumeralis
Lineage: Eukaryota; Metazoa; Arthropoda; Insecta; Diptera; Tephritidae
Gene: Ppcs
Product: phosphopantothenate--cysteine ligase
Exons: 6
Coding region: 627-1571 (314 amino acids)
Biological process (GO): coenzyme A biosynthetic process
Cellular component (GO): cytoplasm; nucleus
Molecular function (GO): phosphopantothenate--cysteine ligase activity
Source: RefSeq, a predicted model, not a curated record